AUGGUGCCACUUUAUUUUUUGACCUGCUAAAUAAAACAGCGGUACCGGGGUUGAACUAACUUCAGUCAAUCCGAAAAGACCCCAAUGGAUCUCAUACUCGAUAUCGCAGACACCUACUUCUUUGACGCGGCUUACCAAAAACUUUUCCCGCUAGCUGCCUUUCCAUUUGAAGGUACAGGGUUUAAUGUCACGUCAACAACAGUAGAAAGUACACUUUCCGCUUGGCCACGGUCAUAUAUGCCACGACAAAUCCUCUCCUUGAGUGUUCUGACCUUAAUCGGGAUACACCUCCUCUAUUUCCUCGUCGCUUCCUUCUCGUAUUAUUUCAUCUUCAACCACGACAUGAUGUUACAUCCUCGAUUCCUGCCUAAUCAAGUCAGGAAGGAAAUUCGGACUAGUUUGAAGGCUUUCCCUCUUAUGACGCUGUUGACACUGCCGUGGUUUUUGGGUGAAGUUCGUGGAUGGUCCAGGUUAUACACGAAUGUGGACGAUAUGGAUAUGAGCCUGAUAGGCGACUUCGGUGGAUGGGGAAGUGCUGUGUACAUGGUGUUCAGCGCAGUGUGGUUCCUGGUUUUCACCGACAGCUGCAUCUAUUGGAUUCACCGUUUGUUACAUCAUCCGCUGCUGUAUAAGCCUCUGCACAAGCUGCAUCACAAAUGGAUCAUCCCUACUCCAUUCGCAUCACACGCGUUCCACCCUGUCGAUGGAUACCUCCAGUCUGUGCCCUAUCAUCUAUAUGCAGUCCUCUUUCCUAUCCAUCGACUCCUAUUCCUUGGACUGUUUGUCGCGGUCAAUUUCUGGUCCAUUUUUAUUCAUGAUUCGGACAUGAUAACUGGAAAUCCACUCGAGAAAGUCAUCAACGGUCCUGCUCAUCAUACCUUACACCACAUCUACUUUACGGUCAACUACGGGCAGUAUUUCACUUGGAUGGACCGUGCAGGAAGUUCGUAUCGACACCCUGACGCAUCUUUAGACCCGCUGCUGGAAGUCCAGAUGCAGGCGAGGGCAGCAAGAGAAGGAAAGACCAAGUCGGAUUAAUAAUUUGUGCUCGGAUGGGGUAUUUAUUUUGGGUUGGUAGGCGAAAUCUAAAGAGCUAAAAGUCACAUGUAUAUAUCUUUGACGAACCAAUAUUGGUCGUCUCUUAAUUUACACGUUUACCUAUGUAUUCCUAAAUAUUUCGCUAGAUGCUUGCAAUUAAACUACACUCGCGGAUUCAAGCUUCAAGCUUGACCGGAUGCACAUU
This is a messenger RNA of Lentinula edodes (shiitake mushroom), 1243 nucleotides long. RefSeq names its product fatty acid hydroxylase. Lineage: Eukaryota; Fungi; Basidiomycota; Agaricomycetes; Agaricales; Omphalotaceae. Gene Ontology annotation, molecular function: iron ion binding; oxidoreductase activity. Gene Ontology annotation, biological process: lipid biosynthetic process. The record is from RefSeq and is a predicted model, not a curated record. The coding region runs from base 85 to 1038 and encodes 317 amino acids. The transcript has 3 exons.